Humulus lupulus (European hop) is the source of this 1089-nucleotide messenger RNA. RefSeq lists its product as uncharacterized. The record is from RefSeq and is a predicted model, not a curated record. The transcript is spliced from 6 exons. The annotation marks the transcript as partial. NCBI's taxonomy places the organism in Eukaryota, Viridiplantae, Streptophyta, Magnoliopsida, Rosales, Cannabaceae.
AUGACCAAACACCAUUUCUCAGUGAAAGGCAAUAGAGCCAAUGAACCUUUGGAGCUUAUACACGGCAAUAGAACAAAGCAUGAUCCCAUGGAAAUUGCUUUUGAGAUAAUGAAAUCUCUACAUGAGGCUACUAGAACCUACAUGACUAGUAAGAUGAAGACAGGUGUUUUUAUACUUGAGUCAUCAAGGGAACUUGUUGAUGGCGAGGUGACUAUGCAAGUUGGAAGUGGUGUGAUCGUUUUGUCAAGAGCAAAGGGAACAUCAAGAUAUGAUCAUACUUACAUAAUGCUUGGGAAAUAUGAAACCUUUGGUAAGUUUCAAGAGUUCAAAUCUGAGGUUGAAAAGAUAUUAGGCAAAGUUACACAAACUAAUCGGGCGAAAUUGUUCAACCUUGUCUGCAUUCUCCACUCUGGGCAUGAUAGUAGCAGUAGUAGUAGUAGGAGUAGUAGUAGUGGUAGUAGUAGUGGUAGUAGUAGUAGUAGUAGCAGUAGUAGUGGCAGUAGUAGUAGUAGCAGUAGUAGUAGCAGUAGUAGCAGCAGUAGUAGUAGUGGUAGUAGGAGCAAUAGUAGUAGCAGUGGUAGUAGCAGUAGUAGUAGCAGUAGUGGCAGCAGUAGUGGUAGCAGUAGUGGUAGCAGUAGUGGUAGCAGUAGUGGUAGCAGUAGUGGUAGCAGUAGUGGUAGCAGUAGUGGUAGUAGUAGUGGUAGUAGUAGUGGUGGUAGCAGUGGUAGCAGUCGUAGCAUUGGUAGAAGUAGUCGUAGCAGUAGUGGUAGUAGUAGUGGUAGUAGUAGUGGUAGUAGUAGUAGUAGUAGUAGUAGUAGUGGUAGUAGUAGUAGUAGUAGUAGUAGUAGUAGUAGUAGCAGUAGUAGUAGUGGCAGCAGCGAUAGUAGUAGUGGCAGCAGCGGUAGUAGUAGUGGCAGUAGUGGCAGUAGUAGUGGUAGUAGUAGUAGUAUCAGUAGUGGUAGCAGUAGUGGUAGUAGUAGUGGUCGAAGUAGUAGUAGCAGUAGUGGUAGUAGUAGUGGUGGUAGUAGAAGUAGUAGUAGUAGUAGUAGUAGUAGUGGUAGUAGUAGUAGUAGUAGUAGUAGUAGUAGU